Sorghum bicolor (sorghum) is the source of this 501-nucleotide messenger RNA. Its product is annotated as putative F-box/LRR-repeat protein 23. NCBI's taxonomy places the organism in Eukaryota, Viridiplantae, Streptophyta, Magnoliopsida, Poales, Poaceae. The record is from RefSeq and is a predicted model, not a curated record. The transcript has a single exon. Bases 1 to 501 code for a protein of 166 amino acids.
AUGCUUGAGGAGCUGGAACUGUCACUCCACUCAGGCGUCGUCACCACAUCCAGCUUCUUCAGCCUCGCUGAGACCUGCAACGCAGCGGCCGAGGCCUGCCCGCUCCUGAAGCGCUUCCGGCUGAACAAAUACUGCUUCCACUGGCGGUCCGGCAUCGGCGACAGCGAAGCCACGGAGAUCGGGAAGAUGCGCGGCCUCCAGUUCCUGCAACUCUUCGGCAACAGCCUUGGCAACGACGGCCUCACGACAAUCCUCCGUGGCUGCGUGCGUCUCGAGUCUCUCGACGUCCGCCAUUGCUUCAACGUCGAGAUCAACGAUCAGGUGCGAGCGGAGUGUGCCAGGCUGCAAACGCUGAGGCUACCGGACGACUCUGUUGACGACUACGACCUCAGUUUCGGCAGUCCUGAACGAGGGAUCCCAGAUUUUUAUAGGAACGUCGGUGAUCCUGAUGAUGAUCCGGAUCCGACGGGUAAUCCCGGAUCAUGGUGGUACUUCCGCUAA